GUGAAUUGAAAAUCAUGAUGAUCCUCUUGAUAAAUAUUCUUUCGAAUGAUCAAUGAAUCAAUAGAUUCACCUGGUUCUAGAGCAUGAUUUCGUUGCUCAGCUAUUUCAGAUGCUGACCUUUUGCUCCUGAUAAGUUCGCCAUGCCAAAGUACACAGGAAAAACAAGCAGUUCACGUUCAAGCUCAGAAGAAUCCCACAUUGAAAGCCAAAAAAACAGAGGAGAAUUAUCCAGCGAAGAAUUACCUCUAUCCCGACGGCGACCGCAUCAAAAGUCCCGCUCAGGCUGCACAGUAUGCAAACGACGAAGAAUUAAGGUAACUCCGUAUUAUGGCGUGCCCAACCCUUGAUAUCUCACUGGUCUCCUUUUUCUCCUUCCUUCCAUUGCUCGCCUUCCAGUGUCUAGGAAUGGCUGGUAAUUGUUUUUUUGUUUCCAGUGCGAUGAAACAAAGCCCGAAUGUCGGCGGUGCCAGCUUCACGGUGUACACUGCAUCUACAAGCCGGCUGAACAGCGAUACUUUAUGAGAUGCCGACCCCUGAGACUGACUCUCCAGAACCAGACACCUACUGGUCACAAUUUCUCUCUGUCACUGGCUUGCAAUGAAGAAAAUAUCGGCCAUGUCCUGCACUCCGCUGGCGGCAUGGUGUCGGUGAGCCGUGAGAACCUUGAAGCGGUCACACGAUUUGAUGUCUUCACGUCGCAUACGUUGGGUGCGCCUCUUCCCCGACAUAUCUUGCGCACGCAUGGCGUUUCACUGAGUUUUAAGGUAGUAUACGUACAAUUUGCAAAAUGGGCGCAGCUUAUCGGCUUGUUUAGGCACCCCAUCUCAUGCACGCAGUAA
Messenger RNA from Coccidioides immitis RS, 839 nucleotides. RefSeq lists its product as uncharacterized. The transcript has a single exon. NCBI's taxonomy places the organism in Eukaryota, Fungi, Ascomycota, Eurotiomycetes, Onygenales, Onygenaceae. Bases 519 to 839 code for a protein of 106 amino acids. The record is from RefSeq and is a predicted model, not a curated record.